This is a messenger RNA of Pan troglodytes (chimpanzee), 1425 nucleotides long. It is a transcript of the gene CIB4, whose product is annotated as calcium and integrin binding family member 4. The coding region runs from base 698 to 1255 and encodes 185 amino acids. Lineage: Eukaryota; Metazoa; Chordata; Mammalia; Primates; Hominidae. The transcript is spliced from 7 exons. Gene Ontology annotation, molecular function: calcium ion binding; magnesium ion binding. The record is from RefSeq and is a predicted model, not a curated record.
GUUCAAGUGAUUCUCCCAUCGUAGCCUCUGGAGUCGCUGGGACUACAGGUCAUGCCACCAUGCCAGCUAAUUUUUGUAUUUUUUGGUAGAGACGGGGUUUCUGCAUGUUGGCCAGGCUGGUAGCAAACGCCUCACCUCAAGUGAUCCACCAGACUUGGCCUCCCAAAGUAUUAGGAUUAGAGGCGUGAGCCACCAUGCCCAGCUAGGUUGUGGUUCAAAUAACUAGCAUUUAUUGAGCACUUACUAUGUUCCUGACAUUAUGCCCUGUAUUCGUCAAUCCUCACAACAAUCCCAUGAUUAUCAUCCCCGCUUACAGAUGAGGAAACUAAGACACACAGAUAUUGAAGAGCUUGUCCCAGGUUACAAUGGGGUGGAUCUGGGAUUGGAGCCCAGGCUCUGUGACUCCUGAGCUGACAGUGUGACUCUCAGCCCUGUCUUUGGGCUGCCUUUCUGCUUGUUGUAUGGGACUGAUGCCUCUUAGCUUUGGGAUUGAAAAUAAUUUGCUUCUUUGCUAACUCAGCAACUCAGGUGGAAUGGGAAUGAAAAGAAUUUGUUUCUUUGCCAACUCAGUAACUCAGGUGGGAUGGGCAGAAGGUGGAAUGUAGGUCACCAUGGCAACCGGAUCAACAAGGUGCCCCAGCUGGCGAGUCCUUGAGGCUGAGGUUCUACUGCUGGCAGACAGAAAGGUGUGGUUGGCAUGGGGCAAUGCUUGAGGUACCAGAUGCACUGGGAGGACCUGGAAGAGUAUCAGGCCCUGACCUUCCUGACCAGAAAUGAAAUUCUAUGCAUCCAUGACACCUUCCUGAAGCUCUGCCCUCCUGGGAAGUACUACAAGGAGGCGACGCUCACCAUGGACCAGGUCAGCUCCCUGCCAGCUCUGCGGGUCAACCCUUUCAGAGACCGUAUCUGCAGAGUGUUCUCCCACAAAGGCGUGUUCUCCUUUGAGGAUGUGCUGGGCAUGGCAUCUGUGUUCAGCGAGCAGGCCUGCCCAAGCCUGAAGAUCGAGUAUGCCUUUCGCAUCUAUGAUUUUAAUGAGAAUGGCUUCAUUGAUGAGGAGGAUCUGCAGAGGAUCAUCCUGCGACUGCUGAACAGUGAUGACAUGUCUGAGGACCUGCUGAUGGACCUCACGAACCACGUCCUGAGUGAGUCGGAUCUGGACAAUGACAACAUGCUGUCCUUCUCAGAGUUUGAACAUGCAAUGGCCAAGUCUCCAGAUUUCAUGAACUCCUUUCGGAUUCACUUCUGGGGAUGCUGAUGUAGCGGCAAAUACCUGAUGUGGCAGCCUCGAGGGAGACCACAGGAAUCGAACCCCCUCCAGCACUGGAGGGAGCUGGUUUGAAGUAUGACUUUGUACUGGGCCCACCCUCACCUCUAGAAUAUUGUUUAUUGGAUAAAAGAAAAGAAAAAGCUUUUCCUUAGCCUAUC